Molecule: messenger RNA, 393 nt
Organism: Histoplasma mississippiense
Lineage: Eukaryota; Fungi; Ascomycota; Eurotiomycetes; Onygenales; Ajellomycetaceae
Exons: 3
Coding region: 1-393 (130 amino acids)
Source: RefSeq, a predicted model, not a curated record
AUGAACACAUUCAACACUGCUGGUUCUUUGCCAAUCCACACUGCCCCAUCCCAGAUCUCCAUUGUGGACGUCUUCUUCCCCGGCUUCACCGGCAUCUCGGCGUCCUUACAGCAACUUCUAGCUAGUGACCUGAACAGCUAUGCUCACCUUCUGUGCUUCUGCAGCAUGCUCCUGUUCUUGGGUAGAUAUGCCAUCCGUUACUUGACGGACUUGAUGGAAACCUAUUUCACUUCGACCGUCCACGUCUCCUACUACAACGAAGUGUACGAUAUGCUCAUCGCCUGGGUAUCUACCCAGCCGUUCGCCCAUAAGGCUCGCUCCUCUCUCGCUAGCGUCGGCGGCAUGCAAAGACGAAAAAAGAUUACGGUUUUUGAGCAUCAUGACAGUGAAUGA